AGGUGAAUGAAGGAGGAACUCUCAAACCGGAAGCUGGGAUAGGUUGUUAUUUUCUCGGCAUAAACGAAAACAAGACGAAACUAGAGGCAAAAUUCAGAGGAUUCAAGUCCAUAAUCUUAUAUGUCAGACGCAGGACAAUGCCAGAGAGGGGAAGACACCAUGAGAGGAGUGAUGUGUAUGCAAAGGACGAGAGCAGGGAUGGGCACUAUCCACACAAUGGAGACCAUUCUCGGUAUGAUAGCCAAAGAGGCUACAACCAAAAGCCAAGAAAUGUGGACGAGAGAGGCUCUGCUGGUGACAGGAGGGCCAAAGAAAACAGACAGAGGGAUGUGACAACCGCCUCUCACAAGGAGCCACCUGUUUACAGGGAUCACGACUCUGAAGGACCCUCAAGAGUGUCCCGAGAGACCUCAGUCUAUCACUCUGAAAGGGAGUACUAUGAGCAGCAACACAGACAAGCACUUUACAAUUUCAGAUAUGUUUUAACCAGUCGAGGUCUCUGCCAGGUUAUGGAGCUGUUUGUGAAUCUGUUGAUUGUGAUCUGUGCUGGAGUGCCAUACAGCAACAAUGGGGGUUACCGUGAUUUGGCCAGCCUCGGUGGGAUCUACUACUAUCACUUUGGGGGAGCCGGCGCCUUCACUGGAGCCGACGCAGACAGGGUGAAGGAGCUGGACCAGCUCUUCCAUCAGCUCAAGCGACCGCCGUACGUUUUCACCAUGGCGUGUGGCGGGGUUCUAAUGAUCUAUGCGUGUGCCAUGCUUGCCCUGGGGAUUUUCAGGGUCCCUUACCGCUGGCCUCCCGUGUUACUGGGGGAGGCACUGCUGAACGUCCUCAUUGGCCUUGGCUACAUUCCUGCGCUGGCCUUCUACUUUAUUAAGCUGCAGGAAAUCUACAAUGAUCCCAUUUGCAAGGAGAGAGAGCAGAUGUACAAGAGCAAAGGGCACCAGGGCUUUGAGUGCCAGUUCCAUGGCGCAGAUAUUGCAGGAGGACUCUUUGGGGUGCUGGGUGUUUUCGUUUUCAUCUUUGGUGCAGUGUUAGCUGUCAGAGCUUUCAGGUCAGUGCGAGAGCGAAAGAAGCAAAGGCGCAACGAGGACACCAAUUUUUAAGCAGAUUUUUCCUCUCUUAUGUGAGCAAAAGUAGAACAAAGGAUGAGAAACUUCCCAUGAAGCUGAGUCUCGUUGCCUGGGACCUGUUUAACAAGCCUAUUAUCAACUGUCUGUGCUUUAAAGUUUAUAAUACUUAUUUUUUAUUAUUAUUUUUUUAUUCUUUUACAAUUCUCCCUUUUGCACACCUACGUUUACUGCAUUUAGUAUGAAAGUGUACUUAUAAACAAAAAUGUUACAUUA
This is a messenger RNA of Mugil cephalus (flathead mullet), 1346 nucleotides long. It is a transcript of the gene marveld3, whose product is annotated as MARVEL domain containing 3. Gene Ontology annotation, cellular component: membrane. The transcript has 4 exons. The record is from RefSeq and is a predicted model, not a curated record. Bases 138 to 1106 code for a protein of 322 amino acids. NCBI's taxonomy places the organism in Eukaryota, Metazoa, Chordata, Actinopteri, Mugiliformes, Mugilidae.